UAAAAAAUAAAAAAUAAUGGCUGGUUUUGAUUCAGCCGAUGAGGCCAAUACCGAACUAUUGGAAAAACUAAAACAUUUAGAUGUCCGCGCCCAACCGGAGGAGAAGAGUCGUGGCUGUUUUAAAGGCUGUUGGAAGUCCAGUAAAUGGAAAUCGGCACUAAAUCACAUUGGCCUAUUGGUAUCGUUGUCAAUCUAUUGCGGAGUGGGUGGAUUGGUCUUCCGUCAGCUAGAACGUCCGGCGGAAUUGGAACGCUUGCAGUACUUGAAAGGUGUUGUGAAGACACACCGUGAAAAAUUCAUCACUACCAUAUUAAAUAAUACAGAUGUUUUAAAUUUAGAUGUACUAAUAGCAAAAGAAUUAGCAAAUUAUGAGGUGGCUGUACAGGAAGCCGCUGAGGGUGGUCUUCUCAUUGAGGCCGAUAAAGACUUUCCAGAGCCUUAUGAGCGCUGGAGCAUUUUACAAGCUGUGUUCUUCUCAUCGACUGUGUUAACUACAAUAGGUAAGAACCAGAGCAACAGAUUCACUUAA
Molecule: messenger RNA, 529 nt
Organism: Rhagoletis zephyria (snowberry fruit fly)
Lineage: Eukaryota; Metazoa; Arthropoda; Insecta; Diptera; Tephritidae
Biological process (GO): potassium ion transmembrane transport; stabilization of membrane potential
Cellular component (GO): plasma membrane
Molecular function (GO): potassium ion leak channel activity; outward rectifier potassium channel activity
Source: RefSeq, a predicted model, not a curated record